UGUUCAGAGGCCGAGUAGCUCCAAUAUUUGCACAAGUAGCGUGCUUAAAUUUUUGGUGCACAGAAUACAUACGUGCCUGUAUAAGCAAGAGAGCGCGUGCUGCAUGGUGCACUGUGACUUGUCAGCACCGAACCGAGGUCACUGGCAUUCUGGCAAAUAGUGGCAAAUUUUUUCUAAACGUGUUCGCUAGGUAUUUUUUAAAAGAGCGGUAGUCUCGGCAAUGGAACUACAGCUGUUAUAACUUGUGGUUGCGUGACGUUUUAACCAGUCGGUGUUUCAUCAUUCAACGAUUAUGUUUCUGACAAUACCUAGGACGUUAAAUAUCACUUGUGGUAUGAAAUGCAAGCAAAAUGCACUGUUUAACCUGCAGCUUUUAGUUGUAGGAGGUUUCAGGUGUUACAGUAAGUUAGGGUCACCGGCAUCAGAAGCCCCAAUGUCUUUUCAUCGGAGUUCAGCCAGGAGAACGGAAUCAGGUUGUGGACCACCCAAAAGUGUUUUGAGAAGUCUGACAAGCGGUCAUAGUUUACAGAAACAAAACGUUCAAGGAAUUCAUGAAAAUAUAUCUGCACUCCAAAUGAAAAAACGUCCCAUUAGGAAGAAAAGACCUCUGACUGGGAGUGAAGAAACACCCGGUGUAAAUCAGUAUUUUUUGUAAAGAAAAAGAAGGCGCUAGUGCUUGUUUUGAUUUUUGAUGUAAUGUAAUCACAGGGGCCUAAAUAAUCUUGAAAAUUUUCAGUUUUGGUCAGCAAUAGCGUAUGCUACAGCUGAGGAGUAUGAUUUGGAAAAAGUGAUUUCAAGUAUUGUUGAACAAGAACUUUACGAGAUAAUGCCAGUUGAUCCUAAUACAGAUUCUGAAAUGAAUGGCCAUGAAUCAGAUGUUCUACGUGCAGCAGCACGUUAUUCUGUUGGAAGUGAACCAAGAGAAAUGUUUAUUUUUCGAGAAGGAACUGUUAUAUUUUGGAAUAUGGAUGAACUUGAAUGUAGCAACUUAUUGACUUUUUUACGGUCCUUUGAGCAAAACUGUUAUGAUGAACGGCUUGUAGUCUCUGAAAGUGACAUCAUGCCUUAUUCAUAUGUCAAAGAAAGGAAGAGUUGUAUUUCAAAUGGUGUGAUGCUUCUGAAUGAUGGUGAUUCAGUUGCAUUAGAUAAAUACACCUUUUCCAAUGCCAUGGCUUUAUCUGUGAAAUUAGGCAUUUGGGAAGCUUCUCUUGAUCGCUAUGUUGACAGCAUUGAAUUUGUUACAGAGGAUUUGAAGAAGGGCUCCCAGAUAAAAAUGAGCCGUGAAGAGGUGUUAAGAAAAACUGGUGAAUUGUUUGCAUUGCGGCAUUUAAUAAAUUUAAGUUCAGAUUUGCUUGACACACCAGAUUUCUAUUGGGAUCGUGAAGACCAGGAAGUUCUUUACCAUCAAACUUGUUCUUAUUUUAGCAUUCAAAAGCGAACCAAGGUGAUGAAUGAAAAACUGAAUCAUUGUUUGGAGUUGGUUGAUCUUCUCUCAUCUCAUUUGAAUGAUAAACACCAUGUCAGACUAGAAUGGAUGAUCAUUAUUCUUAUCAUGGUGGAAGUAGGAUUUGAAAUUAUACAUUAUAUAGAUAGAUUCUCAUAAAUUUUGUCCCCAGAUUGUCUAGUUUUAAAAUACAAGAUUUUAAUGUUAUAUUAUAGUAGUUGACUUAUUUUGUAUUUUUGUAUGAGUUUUUCUCACAUUUUUGUGUGAUUAAACAGUAUGUUGUAUGUA
This is a messenger RNA of Gryllus bimaculatus (two-spotted cricket), 1732 nucleotides long. The record is from the annotation of a GenBank genome assembly. Lineage: Eukaryota; Metazoa; Arthropoda; Insecta; Orthoptera; Gryllidae.